Penicillium brevicompactum is the source of this 231-nucleotide messenger RNA. RefSeq lists its product as uncharacterized. The record is from RefSeq and is a predicted model, not a curated record. The transcript has a single exon. The coding region runs from base 1 to 231 and encodes 76 amino acids. Lineage: Eukaryota; Fungi; Ascomycota; Eurotiomycetes; Eurotiales; Aspergillaceae.
AUGGAACCCAUCAGAUUCUACCGAAUCAUCGCUGAAACCAGCCACUUGGCAAAGAGGCGUUGCAUGAGCGGAAACACAAAGGAAAAGGGACUCUAUCGAUAUUCCAAGACAUUGGCACGCCAAAUUCUGCUGCCUGAGCUCGCUCUGGGUACCCAGUUCUACUCAGCACUGCCCAGUUUUUACGCGCUUGGCGUUGAGCCCUCCUUUGGACAGGAGAUGAGGGUGAAGUAA